AUGGGUCCUCCUAGUGACAACGAACUAGAGGAACAAUUUCAAGACAAGUUAAAAGAAUUAGUUUUUCAUCGUGGGCAGAUAAAAUCACAUUUAACGCGAUUUAGUUCAUUUGUAAACGCUUUUUAUAUUGCAAACAAGUCGGCAACAGAAUUGGAAAAAAGAUUAUCAACAAUCGAAUCAUAUUUUAAUAAUUUUGAUUCUGUUCAAAGUCAAAUUGAAUUAUUAACUAACAAUGAUGAUAAACAAUUACAAGAAAGGGUUACAUUCGAAGAAGCUUUUUAUAGCACUGUUUCUUCAGCUCAAGAUAUUAUUAAUAACCAUAGAAAGGCACUACCAGGACAAAAUCUGAGUGAGUACUGUUUCAAUAAACUGGAUAAAUUAAAAGAACUGAAGAUCGAUAUUCCACAAGAUUAUUUGGCGGAUGCAAUUAUAACAGGUAUCAAUAAUGAAGAUGUAGUUCGCGCAGCCAGGUCGUCUAAAUUUAGUGAUACUAACGAACUGUAUGCUUAUCUGAGUACCCUAAACAACUUACCCCAAAAUUUCACUAGAUUAGAAAGAAAGCAAUUUGUUUAUCAGCCCAGUACAUCUGCAGCGGAUGCGAAAAAUUCCGUUAAUAGCAAUAACAAAGUUUCAAAAGGCGUAAUUUGCUUUAAUUGUCAAGGGCAGCACUACUUCAAAAACUGCCCUAAACCUAAAUUAGAAUGCUUUCACUGCAAAAAAUUAGGCCACAAGCAAAAUCAAUGUCCUUUGAAAUCGACAAAGAAUAGUUUUAAAAAACAGCACACUGGCAGCACCCGCACGUUGCUAAAACGAAGUGUUAUUGAGAAAUUGGGACUUCGAAUCGAAAAUAAUGAUAUUGGAAAACUGGUAUUGCGAGGUUUUUCUGGAAACUUGGUAGUGAGUGAGGGCACUGUGGCAGUUAGGAUACGAAUGGACAACGCUUGUGCUGAAUUGGAAGUCAUAGUACUCGAUGACGAGCAAAUGAUGCAUGACUGUAUAAUCGGCUGCGAUUUUUUGAAUUUACCACAAGUACUUUUUUACAAAAAUGAUAAAGGUUUUGUUAUCAAAGGACUAAAUGUCAGAAGAACUUACAUGUUUUGA
Messenger RNA from Ceutorhynchus assimilis (cabbage seed weevil), 1101 nucleotides. The record is from the annotation of a GenBank genome assembly. NCBI's taxonomy places the organism in Eukaryota, Metazoa, Arthropoda, Insecta, Coleoptera, Curculionidae.